Messenger RNA from Gigantopelta aegis, 1410 nucleotides. Its product is annotated as endoglucanase E-4-like. Gene Ontology annotation, biological process: carbohydrate metabolic process. Lineage: Eukaryota; Metazoa; Mollusca; Gastropoda; Neomphalida; Peltospiridae. Bases 1 to 1386 code for a protein of 461 amino acids. The transcript has 9 exons. Gene Ontology annotation, molecular function: hydrolase activity, hydrolyzing O-glycosyl compounds. The record is from RefSeq and is a predicted model, not a curated record.
AUGUGUUACGGCGCAGGCCGGUACAACUACAAGGAAGUGUUACACAAGUCGAUUCUCUUCUACGAGGCACAGAGAUCAGGUGUCCUUCCGCGAAACAAUCGAAUCCCUUGGCGUGGUGAUUCGGCCGUUCACGAUUCGUCGCCAGAUGGUCGAGACCUGUCCGGGGGCUGGUAUGAUGCUGGCGACUUCGUUAAGUUCAACUUCCCCAUGGCGUUCUCCACGACGACACUGCUGUGGGGUUUGAUCAAGUUCAAGGACGGAUACGUGGCGUCAGGCGAGCUCGCCAACAUGUAUGACUCAAUCAGGUGGCCGCUCGACUACUUCAUAAAGUGCUGGGACGAACAGAAUAAAGUGUACUGGGCUCAGGUCGGCGAUGGGAACAAGGAUCACGACUACUGGGGCAGACCCGAACAGAUGACGAUGGCUAGGCCCGCGUUCAGUGUCACUAGGAGCUCGGGAGGCACCGAGGUGUCGGCAGAGACCGCCGCGGCCAUGGCAGCGGGAUCGAUCGCUUUCAAAACAAAAGAUCCAUCAUACUCAGCGAGGUUACUGGAAAAGGCCAAGAGUUUGUAUGACUUCGCCUACCACUACAGAGGGACGUACACCGACUCCGUGCCAGCCAAGGACUUCUACGCUUCGAAUGAUGGCUACACAGACGAGUUGUGUUGGGGCGCUGCUUGGCUGUACAAGGCGACAGGACACCACUCAUACCUCCAGAAAGCGCACGACUUCUCGCAUAGCGACUCGGACGAAUUCUCAUGGGACGGAAAGAUUCGAGGUUGCCAGGUGUUGUUGCAUGAGAUAGCAAAGGAGAAACACGACACGACGAACGAACAUAGGUACAAGAGAUACAUCGAGGGGUUUGUCGACAACUGGUUGCCGGGAGGCAGUGUUCACCAGACACAGUGCGGUCUCGGCUGGCUCAUGCAGUGGGGGCCAUUGUGUUAUGCUGCGAACACGGCGCUGAUUGCUCUGAUCGCGGCUGAAGACGGCAUCAAAACGACGACGUACAGGACGUGGGCGACGAAACAAAUCAACUUCAUGCUCGGCGACAACAAACAUCACAGGAGCUACGUCGUUGGGUUUGGCCACAACCCGCCGGUACGACCUCAUCAUAGCAGCAGUUCAUGUCCAAACAUGCCUGCCCCGUGUGGCUGGGAUCAGUUUGACAGCCACGCCCCUAACCCCCACGUCCUGUACGGAGCACUGGUCGGGGGGCCGGACAAACACGAGGGGUACGUCGACAAACGCAGCGACUACAUCCACAACGAGGUGGCGUGCGACUACAACGCUGGCUUCCAGUCCGCACUUGCGGGUCUGGUUCAUCUCCAAGCAAGAUCUCACCUUCCGUCUGUAACUCCUCCUCACGGGUGUUCAGGAUUGUAAACAAUAAAUAUCAGGUCCAAUAAA